This is a messenger RNA of Sporisorium graminicola, 1497 nucleotides long. RefSeq lists its product as uncharacterized. The record is from RefSeq and is a predicted model, not a curated record. The transcript has a single exon. The coding region runs from base 1 to 1497 and encodes 498 amino acids. NCBI's taxonomy places the organism in Eukaryota, Fungi, Basidiomycota, Ustilaginomycetes, Ustilaginales, Ustilaginaceae. Gene Ontology annotation, molecular function: hydrolase activity.
AUGUCUUCCACCGCCUCGUUGGACAGCAAGUCGACGGCCGGCUCGAGCCUGUCUGGUGAAAAGCGUAAGGUCGAUCCGAAUGUGUUGGCUGCUAUCAGGCGCGCCUCACCACCCAAGCCCAAGAUCUUGUUGCCGUUGCUGCGCCUGCUGCUGUUCCAGGUCUACUUUCUGCCCACGUCUUUCAUCACGAUUCCGCUCUACAUGAUUCGUUGCCUUCUGCCCCGGUUCCGGCUGAACCGCAACUGGAGCUACGCCUCGGCGGUCUACAUCAUGGUGGUGCGACGUGUGAUGCGCAACCUCAUUCGCUUCGGCGUUCAACCCAUCGCGCCGCGCAAGGACGGGCUGCGCGACCGCAACACGUUUAUCGCUACUGUGGUAGCGUGUUUGAAUCUCUCGGGGCCCGGUGGCUCAGUGGUGCUGGCCAAAGACAAUAUCAAGGCGCUCAAGCUCAACGCUACGCACGGUCGACCGGACAAGGUGUGGAUUCCGCCUGCUGGCCCGGAAUACCUGGAUGGCAUCCUCGCCGUCAAGACGGGGCCCAAUGACCGACGCAAGAUCGUCACGGACGCCUAUACAGGACCGCCGCUGCUGGAUGCCAAGUGGCUCAAAUGGAGCGUUCGUGCGCUCUGGUUCACGCACAAGCCUCACAUUGUGCCCUCGCAGCCUCGUUCUGCGACUAAGCCCAGCCGACCCGUCAUCUGCUACUUCCACGGAGGCGCCGGUGUCACUUUCAACGCCGGAGACUUACACAUGGGUCAGAACCUGGCCAAGACAUUUGCUCGCACAGCAGGCAUCGACGUGUUUUCGGUCGACUACAACCUGGCGCCGUUUGCUCCAGCGCCUGUGCAGCUGUACCAGGCCGUGUCGGCGUAUCUGUACCUGGUCAACGAGCUCGGCUACUCUCCCAAGCAGAUCUAUAUCGGCGGCGACAGCCACGGCGCGUGGAUAACGCUGCAACUCGAGCGCUACCUGCGUUCGUACAAGCACAUCUUGUUCGACGACGCCGAUUCGUUCCAGAUCGCAGGACUGGUGCUGCUGUCGCCGUGGUUGGCACCGCAAGACUUGUCGUUCAAGAGCCGCGAGCGCAACGUAGGACAGGACAUCAUCGACCUUUCCUACGAAACGUGGGGCGUGGCGGCACAGGCCCUGCACAAGCUUCCAUUCCCUCUUUCGGAUGCGUGGAGCACGCCCGCGAACAAGAGCGUGGCCGAGCUGGCCGCGAUGCCACCGUGCUUCAUUGCCAACGGAGGAUGCGAGACACUGGUCGACGAGGGCACUUUCUUUGCCAAUCAACUGCGCAAGGCCAAGGGCCUGCCCACAUCGACGUCGAGCGAACGAAUCAUUCUGAGCCCAGGUGAGCUCAACUGCAAGGUGGUGCACCACGUGUACCCCCAUGAGGUCCAUGAUUUUUUUACUGUCGAUACCGAGAUCUCCAAGGCUGUCAAGGUGUACAGGCAGAUUGGCACUUGGGUCAAAUUCACCCAGACGCUCGUCUGA